AUGUUUGAGUCAGCCCUACAAGAGUACCAGGAUCUACGCAAGCUCAUUUUCCGGGCCGAACAUGCGUUCCUCAAGAGCAAUGCAACGGAUGUUUCUUCCUUCGCCAUGAAUCUUACGAUAGACGCCUUGACUUGGUGCGUUCACCUGACGUUGUCUACAGCGGUCUUCUCUGAUGUGGUACUCAGGAUCUCUGGCAACUGGCCUUGGGAGAUUGAGGCUUUGCAUGCCAAGUACGGCGAUAUUGUGAGAAUCGGCCCCAAUGAGCUCUCCUUCGCUCAUCCACAAUCAAUCAAGGACAUUUAUGGACAGCCAAACAUCAAACAUCCACAAUUCUUCACCAAGUUUGCUACUUUCUACAAGCAGACCGACGUUGGCGGCUCGAUCGGUACUGAAGUUGAUCCUGUUGUACACCAAGGCAUCAGAAAGCGUUUGGCUCCCGGUUUCAGCGUCACAGCUCUUGGAAAACAGAGUGACAUCGUGGUGCGUCACAUCGAUUCAUUGCUCGACCAGAUCUCGAUUUUCGGUCAGAACUCGGAGGGCAUGAACAUGAGCCAAUGGUUCAUGUGGCUUGCCUUUGAUGUGAUCGUGGAUCUCUCUUUCGGCGAAGAGCUGGGUACGGUAGAGCAAGGCCAGGGAAAUGACUGGAUCAAUAUGCUGGCCAACAGUGGCUUCCAGAUCGCCCUUGGUUAUGUUGUCCGCCGUAGGUUUAGAGCGCUUCAGAACGUCGUCAGGCUCUGUCUUGUCAACGAGAAGAGCAAAUCCAUGCGCAAUAAGUAUGUUGCGAAUUCUCGCGAGAAGGCCAGUCAGCGGUUGCGGAGGGGAGCAGAUGUCGAGCGCUUCGACUUUUUCAGUCAUCUGUUGCGAGAGAAGGCCAUUGAGGCAAACAUCGACUUCUUUGCAUCGCAAGGCACCACACUUGUUGCCGCCGGCACCGAGACAACAUCCACAUUCAUGUCUGCUCUGACCUACUACCUACUCCAGAACCCGCGGUCCUUACAGCGACUCCAAAAUGAGUUGAGACAAACUUUCAGGCAGCACAGUGAGAUUAAUAGCGAGACGACAAAGCCGUUGAAGUAUUUGAAUGCCGCAAUAGAAGAAGGCAUGCGCGUCUUUGCACCUGCGCCCUUUGGCUUACCGAGAGUGAGUCCAGGCGCCGACGUGGUGGGUGAAUGGAUACCCAGAGGCACUGUCGUUGCCACCGCGGCGCAUGUCACUUCUAGAGACGAGAGAUGGUUCCACAAGGCAAAAGAGUUCCACCCCGAACGAUGGCUCCAGUCUGAUCACCCGCACUAUGAGCCCAUCUUCGGCAAUGAUUGCAAGGAGGCUUCAAAACCGUUUUCCGUGGGCCCCAGAUCUUGUAUCGGCAGUCAUUUGUCGUACAUGGAAGUACGAGUUUGCAUUGCGAAGUUAGCCUGGGCCUUCGAUUGGGAGCAAGUCAACGUCAACGAGGAUUUCGUUAGAGACGCCCGCCUUCUGGGACUUUGGAAAGCGGCCCCAUUCCACGUCAGAUAUCUCCCUUUCCAGGGUGUAUCUGUUUAG
Molecule: messenger RNA, 1539 nt
Organism: Colletotrichum karsti
Lineage: Eukaryota; Fungi; Ascomycota; Sordariomycetes; Glomerellales; Glomerellaceae
Product: cytochrome p450 monooxygenase
Exons: 5
Coding region: 1-1539 (512 amino acids)
Molecular function (GO): oxidoreductase activity, acting on paired donors, with incorporation or reduction of molecular oxygen; monooxygenase activity; heme binding
Source: RefSeq, a predicted model, not a curated record